AAUUGGAAUUGACCCUUGAUGGGUCACAAUGAAGUGCACUUCCAAGGUUACAUGGACUAUUCCGUACCGAGACGAUCAUACAAUUCAAACAUUUGCGUUUCUGCAACGUCCCAAAUCCAGCAAUCCAAAAUGGUGUAGCAGUGUUUGUGUGGUUCUUCCCCGAUUCUUCCAUGCUUCCUAAAAUGGCCGCUGCAGCCGCAUCAAUAAGCACAAGAGGUUUUUCCCCGUCAAAAUCCAAUCUUCUAUCUUCAGAAUGAGAGUCUUAGCUUCUGUUUUAAGGCCCAUCUCCCAGUUCAGUUCGAAACCCAGGCUUUUCUCUCUCUGUUUCUCCAUCGAAUCUGCAGUCUCAAACGAAGUCUUGACGAUCCUCGAGACUGUCCACCCCAUAGAAGACUCACUUGAAAGCCUCGUCCCCUUUCUCUCUCCCUACGUCGUUACGUCUGUUCUUCAAGAAAAUCAAGAUGUUGGGGUGGGUUUCCGGUUCUUCAUCUGGGCAAUGAGACGUAAGCAAUUCCGCAGUUGGGUAUCGCACAACCUGAUGAUUGAUAUGCUCUGUGGGGCUAACGGAUUUGACUUGGCCUGGAAAUCGCUGGAAGAGCUAAAAAAUUCGGGUUUCCCUAUCGUCCCACAGGCUUUUGUGGUCUUGAUCCAAGCUUAUGCAAAGUCAGCCAUGCCCGAGAAGGCUGUUGACUCCUUCGGAAGGAUGAAGCAAUUCGGUUGCAGGCCCAACACCUUUACUUACAAUACUAUUAUAUGUGUCCUUGUUGAGAAAGGGGUUUUUUUGUUGGCAUUGGCAGUUUAUAAUCAGAUGCUGAAGUCUGACUGCCGCCCAAAUCGAGCCACUUUCGGCAUGCUCAUUGAUGCAUCAUGUAAAGCGGGAAAGACACAGGACGCACUCCAAUUGUUUGAUGAAAUGGCCCAACGAGGUAUUUUUCCUGACACUAUGAUCUAUACUAUAGUUCUUUCUGGUCUCUGCCAAGCAGAGAGGACUGAUGACGCACACAAACUCUUGCAAACCAUGAAAAGUAAUAGUUGCUGCCCUGAUUCCAUUACUUACAAUGCUAUGCUCAAUGGGUUCUGUAGAUUGGGUAGGAUUGACGAAGCUCUUAAGCUUCUGGAUUCAUUCAGCAGGGAGGGCUUUGUUCUUGGAUUGAACGGGUAUAGCUGUUUGAUUGAUGGAUUAUUUAGAGCUGGAAGAUUCAAUGAGGCGCUUGAGUGGUAUGGACAAAUGUGCAACAAAGACAUUCUUGUCGACACUGUAUUAUACACCAUCAUGAUUAAGGGGUUUUCAGAAGCCGGCAAGGUUGAGGACGCAAUGAAGUUUUUGCAAGAGAUGACAGAGCAAGGUUUUGUUCCGGAUACGUUCUGUUAUAAUACUCUGAUCAAGGGUUUUUGUGAUGUUGGUCUCCUAGAUAGGGCCAGAUCUCUCCAACUGGAGAUCUCAAAGAAUGAUCGCUUCCCUGACUCGGCCACUUACACUAUUCUCAUUUGUGGGUUGUGUAAGGAAGGGCUGGUUGGGGAGGCAGGGCAGAUAUUCAAUGAGAUGGAGAAGCUUGGAUGCUUGCCUACAGUUAUUACAUUUAAUGCUCUUAUUGAUGGGCUCUGUAAGGCCGGGGAACUUGAUGAAGCUCGUUUUCUCUUCCAUAAGAUGGAGAUUGGCAGAAACAAGUCUUUGAUUCUUCAUCUUCGGCUUUCCCAAGGUAGUGGUCGGGUCCUUGACAGUGUAAGCCUUCAAAAAUUGGUGGAGCAGUAUUGUGAGUCCGGAUUGAUUCUUAAGGCCUACAAACUUCUCAUACAGCUUGCUGAUAAUGGGGUUGUACCGAACAUUAUCACUUACAACAUCUUGAUGAAUGGCUUGUGUAAGACACAUAACAUCAAUGCAGCCUUGAAGCUCUUCGAGAAGCUCCAAGUUGACGGUUACUCCCCAGAUACUAUUACAUAUGGGACACUGAUAGAUGGACUUCAGAGGGUUAAUAGAGCAGAAGAGGCUUUUGGGUACUUUGAUCAGAUGGUGAGAAAUGGGUGUACUCCCAGUUUGUCAGUCUACAAUACAAUGAUGACUUCCUUGUGUCAGAAGGGAAAGGUGUCACAAGCUUUUAGUCUUUGGUUAAAUUAUUUGAGGAGCCUUCGCAACCAGGAAGAAGAUGCAAUUAAAGUUGUGGAAGAGCAAAUUGAUAAUGGAAAAGUGGAAGAUGCAGUCCGUGGAUUGCUUAAAAUGGAUCUUAGGGAAAAGGUUAUUGAUUCAUCUCCUUAUACCAUUUGGCUCAUUGGAAUGUGCCAGGCAGGAAGAGUAGAUGAAGCGGUUAAGAUAUUCUCUAUCCUUGAAGAGCAUGAGAUCAAUGUCACUCCCCCAAGCUGUGUAAUGCUAAUUAGUGGCCUUUGCAAAGAAGGAAAGCUAGAUCUAGCUGUUGAUGUCUUCAUUUACACUUUAGAGAAAGGUCUCAUAUUGAUGCCACGGGUAUGCAACCGGCUGAUCAGAUCUCUUUAUACUUACAACAGAAAGGAGAAUGUUAUUGAUCUAAUGAACCGAAUGAGACGUGCAGGUUAUGAUUUGGAUAUCUAUCUGAGUAGAACCACAAAGGUGCUCUUAUCAGGAAAUGAGCAUAGGUAUGAGAUGGACAGAGAGUCAACUGCAUGAUCUGUGGAUUCGGAGCAGGCAUACUCAAUUGAAAUUCGAGUAUUCCCUAAAAAAUAACUCUGUUUUGAGUUGAUGCUUCACCACAGGGAUACUUACAGUUAUAAAUGUUGUAUGAUUGACUUAUUUUCAGCUUCUGACACCACACUUCUCAUCCUGGAAACACUUCAUGUAUGCUCCAGUUUAGAUUCACUCCUUCCUCCUUUUUCCUGUUUGGUAUAAGACCCAGGUAGUGUGAGCCAUUUAGAAAAUUGGUGGGCAUGGAUUGAUUUCCCAUGCAUCCUGAAGGUUUGUAACUUCAGAUCAAAAUUUUGUGUAACAUAAUCGAUUCAUAAAUCUUCUGUUUCAAAGCUAAUGAUUUAUCUAGUUGUUAAUA
Messenger RNA from Telopea speciosissima, 3011 nucleotides. Its product is annotated as pentatricopeptide repeat-containing protein At1g79540. The record is from RefSeq and is a predicted model, not a curated record. Gene Ontology annotation, molecular function: protein binding. The coding region runs from base 254 to 2638 and encodes 794 amino acids. The transcript has a single exon. Lineage: Eukaryota; Viridiplantae; Streptophyta; Magnoliopsida; Proteales; Proteaceae.